UGCUUUUUUUUAUAUGCUAUUUUUUUUCACUUUUGUGAUACAGUGUCUAUUUUUAGGGUUUUGGGUUAAAUAAUAAUCCUAGUGUUGUUAAUGUACUUGGUGGUGUUGUUUUUGUUGUUCUAAUUUCUGUGUUUGUCGGGUUUGCAUGCAAUUUUUUUUCGUAAACUUCUUUUUUUUUUUCUUUUUUUUUUUUUAUAUAUUUGCAAGUGUGCUUUCACUUUGAAUUUAUGUCCUUUUGGAUUUUAUUGAACUAAAUUAAGUUUUUGUUUGUGGGUAUUGCUUAUUUUGUCACUUGUGGGUUUUAAGACUACUAGAUUCUAAUUAUUUUAUAUGAAAAAAUGGAUUUUUUUUUUUUAAAUAAGGGAUUUGUAAAGCUGCGAUUUUUCCUUUAAUGGAAGUUCAUGUGGUAUUUUCUCCUCAGGAAGGAGGACUAUGGCUUUGUCCUGGUCAACCUUUUAGGAGAGUUAUAUUGUGGUGGCAAUUGGAUUAGUUGUGUGUGUGUGUGUGUUUUUCUUUAACAUUGUUUUUUUUUCUUAAUGUAAGCUGCAUAUGAUUAAAGUAGAAGGUUUCUGUGGUUAAAUUUUGAUAAUUGGAUUGGAGUUAUUUGGUUUCAGAAAGAUUGUGGAAUAUGUCGUUGAAUCCAUAAAUUGACUUGUGGUUUGUAAUUGUACAUUACUUUGAAGCAUCGAAAACCAAAGAAAAGAACCUAGAUUGGGAGUUAGGUUAUCAAGGACAACUCAAUAUUUUGGUUAGAGUUGCAUAUGGAUUAUGGCAUAUGGUCAUUUAUUUGUUUAAAAUAUAUUUUUAUAGCAUGUCUCUGAAGUGAAAAUGGAAUUCAUCUUUUGCUUCUUUUUUUUUUUCCUUCCAUUCACAUGGAUCUCUUUCGUUUCAUCGAUUUUGUCCCGAUCAUCCUUUUCUUCCGAAGAAAGGAAAGAAGAAGGAUCUUCUUCGGUGGAUCCUUGUUUAGUCCUCUUCGUUUCGGAAGUUGUUUCUAUUUCCACGUCUCUUUCUUCCUCACUUUCCUCCCUUUCUUCUGUUUCUGAGGUUUCUUUCAGUUUCCUAGUAAAAGUGGGUGACGAUAUUCUGCCUAAAGACCAAUAAUCUGGGUGUAUGUUAAUGUGAAGCAAUGCUUAUAGAAUAGUUUUCCCAAAGUAUGUAUCUCAAAGUACAGCUGCCUUGGAAUGUCAUAAUCUCUGCGGAACACCUGGAUGCCAAAGGUCUGAUGCUCCAAAGAUCAAUCAUAAUACGCUUGCUGGAAGAUUUUGCAAGUAAGAAAGCUACCAAAGAUCUGGGGUACUACCUUGCUGUCACCACCUUGGAGAGCAUAGGGGAAGGAAAAGUGAGGGAGCACACAGGAGAUGUUCUUUUUCCAGUUGUGUUCAAUGGAAUCACCUUCAAGAUCUUCAGGGGUGAGAUCCUAGAAGGUGUGGUUCACAAGGUGCUCAAGCAUGGAGUUUUCAUAAGAUGUGGGCCAAUUGAGAAUAUAUACCUCUCUUGCAUGAAAAUGCCAGAUUACCACUAUGUGCCUGGGGAGAACCCAGUAUUCCUGAAUGACAAGACGUCCAAAAUUGAAAAAGAUGUGGUGGUUAGAUUCAUUGUCAUUGGAACUAAGUGGCUAGAGGCAGAAAGGGAGUUUCAGGCAUUAGUCAGUUUGGAGGGUGAUUAUCUUGGACCGGUGUUCUAGAGGGUAUGCCUUUUACUUGGCUGGAUAACUCUGUAAAUCCUUUUAACUUCUUGGAUCAAACUUGGCUUAACUAUCGUGAUUAAUGGAAUAUUUGCAAUCUGA
Molecule: messenger RNA, 1786 nt
Organism: Ricinus communis (castor bean)
Lineage: Eukaryota; Viridiplantae; Streptophyta; Magnoliopsida; Malpighiales; Euphorbiaceae
Product: DNA-directed RNA polymerase V subunit 7
Exons: 2
Coding region: 1154-1684 (176 amino acids)
Biological process (GO): DNA-templated transcription; DNA-templated transcription initiation
Molecular function (GO): single-stranded RNA binding; single-stranded DNA binding
Source: RefSeq, a predicted model, not a curated record